Austrofundulus limnaeus is the source of this 1609-nucleotide messenger RNA. RefSeq names its product BRCA1/BRCA2-containing complex, subunit 3 (gene brcc3). NCBI's taxonomy places the organism in Eukaryota, Metazoa, Chordata, Actinopteri, Cyprinodontiformes, Rivulidae. Bases 151 to 933 code for a protein of 260 amino acids. The transcript has a single exon. Gene Ontology annotation, biological process: DNA repair; protein K63-linked deubiquitination. The record is from RefSeq and is a predicted model, not a curated record. Gene Ontology annotation, molecular function: cysteine-type deubiquitinase activity; metallopeptidase activity; protein binding. Gene Ontology annotation, cellular component: BRCA1-A complex; BRISC complex.
UAGGUGGCGGUAAAGCACCUUAACGUUUUUUGCCAACCGCCAAAAAAUAACUAAGAAGAAGAAGAAGAAGAACCCGGAAGUGAAGCUGCUCCGGUCGGUCGGUUGUUUGUUUGUGUUCUCCCGGUCCUCCCUCGCUGUAAACCCAGAACCAUGGCGGUGAGCUCGGUCCACCUGGAGUCCGACGCCUUCCUGGUGUGCAUGAACCACGCGCUGAGCACCGAGAAGGAGGAGGUGAUGGGUCUGUGCAUCGGGGAGGUGGAGCCGUCCCGGAUCGUCCACAUCCACUCCGUCAUCAUCCUCCGCCGCUCCGACAAGCGGAAGGACCGGGUGGAGAUCUCCCCGGAGCAGCUGUCCGCCGCCUCCACCGAGGCGGAGCGGCUGGCCGACACCAGCGGCCGGCCGAUGCGGGUGGUCGGCUGGUACCACUCGCACCCGCACAUCACCGUGUGGCCGUCGCACGUGGACGUGCGGACCCAGGCCAUGUACCAGAUGCUGGACCAGUGCUUCGUGGGCCUCAUCUUCUCCUGCUUCAUCGAGGACAAGAACACCAGGACGGGCCGGGUCCUGUACACCUGCUUCCAGUCCGCGCAGGCGCAGAAGGGCUCCGAGUACGAGCGCGUGGAGAUCCCCGUKCACGUGGUGCCGCGCGAGGCCAUCGGGAAGGUGUGCCUGGAGUCCGCCGUGGAGCUGCCCCGGAUCCUGUGCCAGGAGGAGCAGGACACGUACCGGAAGAUCCACAGCCUGGCGCACCUGGACCCGGUCACCAAGAUCCACAACGGCUCGGUGUUCACCAAGAACCUGUGCAGCCAGAUGUCCGCGGUCAGCGGGCCCCUGCUGCAGUGGCUGGAGGACCGGCUGGACCAGAACCGGCAGAGCGUCCUGGACCUGCAGCGGGAGAAGGACAGGCUGCUGCUGGAGCUGGCUGCUCUGUGAGCCGGGAGGGGGACCCCGGAGGACCCGGACCUCAGCCGAGACUCACGUCUCUGCAGGACCCCAUCUGGGUUUACUGGACUUCCUGUUUAUCCUGGUCCUCAUGGACUUUGUGUCUGCAGGACCUGAUCUGGUCCUCUUAGACCUCCUUUUUCUGUUGGACUCUGUUCAAACUGGACCUCAAGACCACCAGACUUUAGUGUUUCCAGUUCCUUUAUUUAAAACCAGACUUUCAAACCGUUUGGUUCUUGGUUCUGACCCGGGUUCUCCAUGUUUUCUUUCUUAACCCUCCUGUGAUCCUUAAAACUGGACUCAGUCCUCAGACCUGGACGGUCUCAGUCCUCAGACCUGGACAGUCUCAGUCCUCAGACCUGGUCGGUCUCAGUCCUCAGACCUGGACCGUCUCAGUCCUCAGACCUGGACCGUCUCAGUCCUCAGACCUGGACCGUCUCGGUCCUCAGACCUGGUUGGUCUCAGCAGGAUCUCUUCAGUAAAAUGUGUUUUGAUCUGUUAAAAAUCUGAAAGUCCAGGACCUGGAUCUACAGAUCUACAGAUCCUCCUCAGACCUUCAUGUUUUAUUUAAGGACCUUUAAAAAUAAAAAAGUUUAAAUUGAACAGAAACUGAAACGUCUCAACAUUAAACCUGUUUCAGUUUUUAUUGAAUUAAAACUAAAUAUUU